CCGUUGUUGUAUCCCCUGCUACUGAACAGAUUUGUCGCGAUACAAACUAGCUACACACUGGCAUUAAAGCCACGAAAAGAUGCUCCUUCACCGGAUUAAAACAAUGAAAAAAACACCUAGAAGUCUGGAAAAACUUUGCCCAACAGUGCCCAAACUUUGGUAGUCUACAACCAAAACCACUUCCCUACAGUUUCGAGUGUGUUAGCAUUGUUUUAUCUCACCACUAUUGCAAUUGGACGCGUUUUUUGCCCCAUCUGGACCAGUCCAGUCUGAUGAAUUCACCGAAAAAAGACGGAGAUGAUGAUGUGCCCGUUAAAGACCCGGUAAAAUACGGCGAAUUGGUCAUUUUGGGCUACAAUGGCUCCCUUCCAAACGGAGACCGUGGGCGCAGAAAGAGCCGCUUUGCUCUGUACCGAAGGGCCAAGGCCAACGGUGUCAAGCCCAGUGCUGUGCACAUCCUCAAUACACCACAGGACAGCAAGGCGGUGCACAGCAGGGGGCAGCACAGCAUCUCUUUCACCCUGUCCCGAAACCAGACCGUGGUGGUGGAGUACUGCCAUGACAACAACACAGACAUGUUCCAGAUUGGACGCUCCACAGAGAGUCCUAUUGACUUUGUGGUAACAGACACCUCUGGAGGAAAGGAAGGCGAAGAUCCUUCCAUUGCUCCCAGCACCAUUUCCCGUUUUGCCUGCAGAAUAGUGUGCGAGCGCAACCCGCCUUACACUGCACGCAUCUAUGCUGCAGGCUUUGACUCCUCCAAAAAUAUUUUCUUAGGGGAGAAAGCAACCAAAUGGAAAAAUCCUGAUGGGCAUAUGGAUGGCCUCACCACUAAUGGGGUGCUAGUGAUGCACCCACAGGGCUUCCCAGAGGAUCCCAAGCAAGGCCUGUGGAGGGAGAUCUCCGUCUGUGGAGAUGUUUAUGCGCUGCGGGAGACACGGUCUGGACCCAGCAGGGGGACGCUGGCGGAGGGGGAGAGCAGCGCACUACGUGACGGGUCGCUCGUCGAUCUCUGUGGUGCUACUCUGCUGUGGCGCACCGGUGAGGGGCUCAUGCGCUCUCCCACUCUGCGUCACCUGGAGGCGCUUCGUCAGGAGCUUAACGCAUCCCGGCCCCAGUGUCCCGUCGGCCUCAGCACACUGGCGUUCCCCAGCCUUCCACGCAGUCAUAGCCUUGAAGAGCGUCAACCCUGGGUCUACCUCGCCUGUGGCCACGUCCACGGACGCCACGAUUGGGGCCAGAGAUCGGAGAGAGAGGAAGAUCCAGGAGAGGGUGAAGGCUCCACCACCCGGCGAGAAUGUCCCCUGUGCAGGAGCGUGGGUCCCUACGUGCCGCUGUGGCUGGGCUGUGAGCCUGCGGUGUAUGUGGAUGCCGGAGCCCCCACUCACGGUUUUGUGCCAUGUGGCCACGUCUGCUCAGAGAGGACAGCCAAGUAUUGGGCUGAGACUCCUCUGCCCCAUGGGACGCAUGCCUUCAGACCCGUCUGCCCCUUCUGCUCCACUGCCCUGAGCUCCCCCGGCUGGACACGGCUCAUCUUCCAGGGCCCCAUCGACUAAUCACCACUUCUCAGCAACAACCACAAUAGCAGGAAGCUACCUGAGCUGCGUUCAUGCGUUCAAAUGUUGAUCAGUAUGAUAAGCGUGUGUAUUCUGUACAAUAACACUCUCUGUUACUGAAUGUAGCUCAGUGCUGACAAAUCCUUCCCUUUGUUUAUCCUUUAGGGCUUGCUGAUUAGUGUAAGAUCAAGAAAAUAGGACAGAAUUAUCAGUGCUGUCAAUUCAAAGUGUUUUCUAAAUUUUAAACCAUUUCCCGCCCCCCUCGUGCAGGAGUCAGAGGGUUUUAAUUCCAGCUGAACACAGUGGCAGUUGAUUUCAGUCAUUACUCGUCUUUCAGCGAGACACAGCUCUCAGAAGUGAUGCUGCACGUUCACAGCUUAAACUAUGAUGCUGCAUUUUAACUAUAUUAUCAAAUGAUAGCCACAUGACUUUCGUCAGUCUUCAACACCAUGCAUUGUAUAAAAUGCAAGUAACUUUUGCACGUAUUCAUCUUCUACCCUUUCACAUGAAGCGUAACCACUUCUG
Pundamilia nyererei is the source of this 2081-nucleotide messenger RNA. Its product is annotated as E3 ubiquitin-protein ligase pellino homolog 2. NCBI's taxonomy places the organism in Eukaryota, Metazoa, Chordata, Actinopteri, Cichliformes, Cichlidae. The record is from RefSeq and is a predicted model, not a curated record. Gene Ontology annotation, biological process: protein polyubiquitination; regulation of Toll signaling pathway. Gene Ontology annotation, molecular function: ubiquitin protein ligase activity; protein binding. Bases 273 to 1556 code for a protein of 427 amino acids. The transcript has 7 exons.